UUUUAGAUAACAAUCAAUCUUCUCCACCUACUAUUUAUCUCCAAAAGUAGCUCCUUUUAACAAGAUGGCUAUGAGCAUUCCUUGUUAUGCUUCACUUGGCACCAAAUUGCAAGAUCCACUUAAUUACAGCAACUACAAUGGGGUUGAAAAAGUGAAGAGCAUCAUAAAGAAGACAGUGAUUCCUUCUGUUAGUAGUUCCCCUGUUGAAUCUCUUCAGCAGGGAAAUUGGGUCAAGCUCAUUUGUGGUGCUAGCUUUGAGGAUUUGGUUGAUAUCAGGAACCUUUCUCUGGUUUAUACUCUUGCUGGAGUUGAUUGCAUUGACUGCGCUGCUGAGGCGUCAGUGGUGAAUGCUGUAAAUGAAGGGAUAGAAGCAGCCAGAGCCCUUGUGCCCAUACGCAGGCCUUGGGUAAUGAUCAGUGUUAAUGAUGAUGAAGAUCUUCAUUUCCGUAAAGCUGAAUUUGAUCCGGAUGAUUGCCCCCAGGAUUGCUUGAGACCUUGUGAGAAAGUCUGUCCUGCUAAUGCAAUAUUGCAAAAGGGAGGAGUUUUGGCUGAGCGCUGUUAUGGUUGUGGUCGCUGCCUUCCGGUUUGUCCAUAUGACAAAAUAAGAGCUAUUACGUAUGUGAGAGAUGUUAUAGCUACAGCUGAACUUCUUGAAAGGGAUGAUGUUGAUGCCAUAGAAAUUCAUACCAGUGGAAGGGAACCUUCAGUUUUUAAAGAACUCUGGACUGGGUUGGGGAACUCAACUGCAAAUCUGAAGCUCGUGGCAGUUAGUUUUCCAGACUUGAGAGAUUCAACCAUAUCUGCAAUGAAUGCUAUGUACUCUAUAAUGGAAUCCAGCAUAUACUGCAUCAACUUAUGGCAGUUGGAUGGUCGACCAAUGAGUGGAGAUAUUGGGCGAGGUGCCACGAGAGAUGCAAUUGCUUUUGCACGAAAGUUGGCCUCUGCUGGUGACAAGCCUAAAGGCUUCCUUCAACUGGCUGGUGGUACCAAUUGUCACACAGUGGAGGGGUUGAAAAAAGAGAAUUUAUUCCAAACAACGACCAUACACGAGGCUUCAAGAAAUGAGAAAAAUUCGAGCACCUUACAUUCACCAAAUGCUUUGAUUGCUGGUGUGGCGUUUGGUGGCUAUGCACGAAAGAUCGUCGGUAGAGUUUUGAGUUCUGUGCAAAGUCAUCACGGACUUGCUCGUGUUGAAGAUUUCCCCGAGCAACUUCUGCAGGCCAUAAUUGAAUCACUAGCUCUGGUUGGAACUGUUAAAUGUUACAACAUCCAGAAGCAGAUCACUUAGAUUGUAUUUGAGGUUGAUACACCAGCAGAAAUUUAGAACUAUGAGGUCUCGGGAAGGCCUGUUCAAGGAUUGAUGAUUGUAGUUGGUACACAGAUUCUCAAGGACAAAGGUCGAAAUCAGAGAUAACAGUUUUAUCGUCAUACAGAACAUAGAUAUACAUAGUGCAUCAUCGAAGAUUCGCAGGGGAAGGCUUCAAAAUUUUGACAUUACGGAAAUUCUUGUCGCGAAGGCGGCAAAUAGAUCUGUAUAUCACACAGAUUACGUGGACUCUAGCCUACGAUGUGUGAGUUAACAAACUGCAGUUCUAGCAAAGCCGAAGGCAUAAUUUGUUGAUUGACUCAUGAUCAGCAAGUGCCACAUUUCUUAGUAGAAUACGGUUAAAGUCAUCUAUAGUCCGAGAUGUGAGAAUUGAAUAAGUUAUUUCAAGAAAGGUCGAGCCUUUGGAGAUGAGAGAGCUGGAAGAGGGUGCUUUUGCAAUCAAUCAUCGUCCCCACUAGCUACAACUGAUGUCAAGUUCGAUCACUUGGCCCGACGUCUUGUCACAUUUAACUCCAUCCCAUAAGCAGUAAUCUCUACUCAUAUUCCAUGAAAGGGUUUUUGGAUAAGAUUUUUUACCAUAGUAUUCACAAAUACUAGAUGAUGGUGCUCUUUUGGACAGAAAUUUCUGAUCAAAGCAUUUCCCUUCUAAAAUUCAAGAGAAUGCUUACGGUAGGUCCCUCAUCGAGUGUUUGUGAUUACUACGGUCAUGAAUCUUAUCCAAAGACAAUUCAUGGAAUAUGAGCCAAGAUUGGUGUCUAUGGGAUGGAGUGAAUGUGAUAAGACGUUGGGGCAUGUGAUUGAACGUGACCUCAGUUGCAGGGACGAUUGAGUCGAAUAUCACCCUCUUCCAACCACACUUCUUAUUAGAAUACAGUUGAAGUCAUCUAUCGUCCGAGGUGUGAGAAUUGGGUAAGUUAUUCCAAGAAAGGUCGAGCCUUUGAAGAUGAGAGAGCUCGAAGAGGGUGCUAUUGGAACCCAUCAUCAUCCCCACAGGCUACAACUGAUGUCAAGUUCAAUCACUUGGCCCGACGUCUCAUCGCAUUUAACUCCAUCCCAUAAGCAACAAUCUCUGCUCAUAUUCCAUGAGACUGUUUUUGGGUAAGAUUGUUUAUCAUAGUAAUCAUAAAUACUAGAUGAUUGUGCUUAUUGUAGGUCCCUCAUCAAGUGUCUGUGAUUACUACGAUCAACAAUCUUAUCCAAAGACAAUCCAUGGAAUAUGAGCAGAGAUUGAUGUCUAUGGGAUGGAGUAAAACGCGAUAAGAUGUGGGGGUAUGUGAUUGAACGUGACCUCAGUUGCAGGGGCGAUUGAGUCGAAUAGCACCCUCUUCCAGUCAGUGUAUGAACUCUAGCAUUGUAUUACAUGGACAGAAUAAUGUUGAAAUUAUGUACUAAUGUCCUACAUUCAAUAGAGGAAAUGAUUUCUUAUGUCA
Solanum verrucosum is the source of this 2757-nucleotide messenger RNA. RefSeq lists its product as uncharacterized. The transcript is spliced from 14 exons. Lineage: Eukaryota; Viridiplantae; Streptophyta; Magnoliopsida; Solanales; Solanaceae. The record is from RefSeq and is a predicted model, not a curated record. Bases 65 to 1288 code for a protein of 407 amino acids.